Molecule: messenger RNA, 1511 nt
Organism: Eptesicus fuscus (big brown bat)
Lineage: Eukaryota; Metazoa; Chordata; Mammalia; Chiroptera; Vespertilionidae
Gene: RTP5
Product: receptor transporter protein 5 (putative)
Exons: 2
Coding region: 1-1440 (479 amino acids)
Biological process (GO): detection of chemical stimulus involved in sensory perception of bitter taste; protein insertion into membrane; protein targeting to membrane
Molecular function (GO): olfactory receptor binding
Source: RefSeq, a predicted model, not a curated record
AUGGACGGAAUGGACGUGUGGGUCAGCACCUUAGCCCAGCUGAUGGCCAAGAGGAAGCCAGAGGACACCUGGGAGCUGGUCCUUGAGGAGAACCUGGCCUCCGGGCAUCUGGACAGUGGCAGUUACGAGUACCGGCUGAGGGGGCUUUCCAGGCUCCAGUGCAGCCGCUGCCGGUGGGGCUGGUCCUCUGCCCACGUGCACAUCCUCUUCCACGUGCGAUGGGACAAGGACCGCCGCCUGGGGCUGGUGAAGAUGCGCAUCUGGGCCCAGGCGUGCCAGCUGUGCCCGCCGGACGCCCGGGGAGACUGCCAGGUGAGCCUGCUGAACGUGCGGCUCUUCCUCAACCAGCUGGUCCUGUUCGUCCUGCAGCAGUGCUACCAGGAGAGCAUCAGCUCCGACCAGUGCCCCGAGGUCUGCUUUGGGGACCACUGUGAAGCCUGCGAGCUGGGCGUCUGCUUCUUCCAGAAGCCCCCAGACCCCGCCUGGGGGCCCGAGGCCAGGAGCCCCAGCACCGUCCAGGCCAUGCCAGCCCUGGGCAGCGGCCCUGCGGCCAACGGUGCCUGGGGCUUCAUCCCGCCGUCUGCGUCCGACCCCCUCUCCGAGAGCAGCCGCUUCUUCAGCGAGGACAUGGACAUCAUCACCGUCCCCUUUUCCCUGGUGAGUGUGGGCACGGACCCGGGCCCUGCUGGCCCUGGAGAGGGCCCCCCCGGCGAGGCUGGUCCCCAGGGGCUGAUGAUCAUCGACAGCGGCUGCACCGACCAACCUGCCAGUCUCAGGGCCUUGCCCACCAGCAUGAGCAUCCUGGUCAACAUCAAGGCCCCCAUCCUCCAUGGCAAAGGCCACCUGCUCGGGAGCAUCAAGUCCUUCCAGGUCAAAGGCUUCAUCUUCAAGGGCUUUGGCUCCCUUUUGGGCCAAGCCAAGGGCCCAGGCGCCGAUCCCAGCAGCAACCGUGGACCCGCUGGAGACGCCACCCUGCCCGUGUCCUAUGUCUUGGGCCUCACGGAGAAGGGCGAGGGCUCCAUCACCUUCCCCUUGUCCUUGGCCAACAUCAUCCAGGGCCCGGACGCCCUCCCUGACCUCAGCGGCUCCCUGACCUUCCCUUUCAUCCUCACCGACCAGUGCAAGGGUGGGGCAGAGUGCGGCUACGACCCUGCCCUCAGCCCCGUCUCCUCGGGGAGCAGGGGUUCCCUCAUCAUCCCCUUCUCAGUCUUUAGUACCAUAACGCUCGGGGGCCUGCAAGGCAGCAGCUACCACAGGAGCAGGCCCUGCGACAGGCACAGGCGCCGCCGGGCCCGGAGGCCUCGGUCCCGCAGGGAGGAGGACUUCUUGGAGGAGGAGGACGGCUGGUGCUGGCCGAGUUUCGAUCCCUAUGAAGAGGUCUGGGUCUGGAUGUGCAUGGUCUUCUUCGUCCUCUGGACAUUGUACCUGUGCACGUCUUGACAGCUCCCGGACGCGUGUCUGAGGCGUGCCACCUCCCUUCAGGGUCCCCACAGCGUCUCUCCCUCCGCGGG